AUGUCGACUGCUGCACGGAUUCAGCAGAUACAGCUCCCCACCCUGUCGCGCUUCUUGGCAGACUUCACGUUGGGAUUCGCAGAUGGCCUGACGGUUCCCUUCGCCCUCACCGCCGGGCUCUCAUCUUUAGGUCAAACCGACACAGUAAUUCUUGCUGGGAUGGCAGAGAUCGCGGCGGGUAGCAUCAGCAUGGGGAUCGGAGGGUACCUCUCUGCAAGAGGAGACAUCGCCGCAGCGGCUGCCACUGCUGGGGGUGAACCUACAUUACCGCAGCACGAUGUCUGCCUGGACCCGGAGAAGGCAGCGGCACAAGACAAGUAUACGACGGUGGAAGAUUACCUUGGUCCUCUACGAUUGCCUCCUCAUCUACUUGAUGCCGUGCGAGCACAUGUGGACUCCCAGCCGGCUGUUGGUCGUGCUAUACUGGCUCGAGACGAAGCCUCAAAGAGCAGCCAAGUGCGGGAAGUUGCCGAACAGCCAUGCUCGCCAGUUUUAAACGGAUUCUCGGUGUCUUUGGGCUACCUUCUAGGCGGCCUCUUGCCGCUUUUCCCCUACUUCUUCGUUGCCGAAGUUGCAGCUGGGCUGAAGUGGAGCUUCGGGGUCUGUAUCCUUGCUCUGUUCAUAUUUGGCUUCACGAAACACUAUCUUCUCCAAGAGGAGGUGGAAGACCGAACAUGGAGUCAUGCGUGGCACUACCACUCGCAGCGAUGCAAUCGAAUCAAGCAAAGUGCGUGGGAGGGUCUGCAGAUGGUGAUCCUUGGCAGCAUCGCCGCAUUCGCCGCUCUGAUUUGCGUCAAGGCUUCAGAGAACAUCGUGUCAUAG
Neoarthrinium moseri is the source of this 822-nucleotide messenger RNA. RefSeq lists its product as uncharacterized. Lineage: Eukaryota; Fungi; Ascomycota; Sordariomycetes; Amphisphaeriales; Apiosporaceae. Gene Ontology annotation, biological process: intracellular manganese ion homeostasis. The transcript has a single exon. Bases 1 to 822 code for a protein of 273 amino acids. The record is from RefSeq and is a predicted model, not a curated record. Gene Ontology annotation, cellular component: fungal-type vacuole membrane. Gene Ontology annotation, molecular function: manganese ion transmembrane transporter activity; iron ion transmembrane transporter activity.